AUGCGACUCAAUCGGAGUGAAUUUGCAGGCCUUGAUGAGCGCCACGCUGACUUGGAACGGACUGACAAAGCUGAUACCGCGAGUCGAAAGCUACAAAUCAAGAACACCCGCGACACCAAGGGACACGAAGGCGAGAGGAAAAGAUUCGCGGAAGAAAUGCUUUUGAAUGAGCAGGUCGAGAAGUUGAACUUUGUGCUGAAGAGUGGAAAAGAAAAAGCUGAGAGUGGGAAAAUCCGAGUGGAGGGGAGAGCGUCACGCUAG
Messenger RNA from Letharia columbiana, 261 nucleotides. RefSeq lists its product as uncharacterized. NCBI's taxonomy places the organism in Eukaryota, Fungi, Ascomycota, Lecanoromycetes, Lecanorales, Parmeliaceae. The record is from RefSeq and is a predicted model, not a curated record. The transcript has 2 exons. Bases 1 to 261 code for a protein of 86 amino acids.